Molecule: messenger RNA, 4257 nt
Organism: Penicillium antarcticum
Lineage: Eukaryota; Fungi; Ascomycota; Eurotiomycetes; Eurotiales; Aspergillaceae
Exons: 2
Coding region: 1-4257 (1418 amino acids)
Biological process (GO): transmembrane transport
Cellular component (GO): membrane
Molecular function (GO): ATP hydrolysis activity; ABC-type transporter activity; ATP binding
Source: RefSeq, a predicted model, not a curated record
AUGGAUCAGUCCGUGAACAAUCUCUCAGAAGCUUUGAGAGACGCCAGCAAGCCUCCUGCGAACUCCGAAACCUCCACCCUCGCCGAUCAGCAUCCUACGGAACAGCAAAGCGCGGAGGCCGUCAAGGACAAAUGGAGGUUAACAUCGACGGUGAAAAGCUUCCAUGAGCGAGAAGCUGCAUCCGGAUUGGGUGACCGGAAACUUGGCGUGACCUGGCAGGGCCUGACAGUCAAGGCCAAAAGUCAGGAUGCAGCCGUGAAUGAGAAUGUAUUCUCGCAGUUCAAUCUCUCUCGCCUAGUACAAAAGUCUAGGCGGAAACCUAUGCUGAAAACCAUUGUCAGCAAUAGCCAUGGCUGUGUCAGACCGGGUGAAAUGCUGCUUGUACUUGGGCGUCCUGGUGCAGGAUGCACAACACUGCUUCGCGCGCUUUCGAACAGACGUGAAGGCUAUGAGUCUAUUGAAGGGAAUGUUCAUUACGGGACAAUGACACAUGAUCAAGCUGCACGUUACCGCAGCCAGAUUGUCAUGAAUACCGAAGAGGAAUUGUUCUUCCCAACCUUGACAGUUGGCCGGGCAAUUGAUUUCGCAAGCCGUCUGAAAGUUCCGUAUCAGCGUCCCGAUGGUCUCUCGCAGGAGGCCUAUCAACAGGAGAUGAAGGAUUUCCUCUUGGAUUCGAUGGGAAUUGCUCAUACAGCAGACACCAAGGUCGGCAACGAAUUUGUACGGGGCGUUUCUGGCGGCGAGCGCAAGCGAGUUUCCAUCAUCGAGGCCCUCGCAACUCGCGGCUCAGUGUUCUGUUGGGAUAACAGUACACGAGGGUUGGACGCCAGCUCCGCAUUAGAAUGGGCAAAGGCUAUCAGAGCACUUACUGACGAGUUUGGGCUGGCGAGCAUCGUGACACUCUACCAGGCAGGAAAUGGCAUCUACGAGCUGUUUGACAAGAUUAUGGUUCUUGAUCAAGGCGAGCAGAUAUACUAUGGCCCAACUGCGGUGGCUCGAAAAUCCAUGGAGGAUCUCGGCUUUGUGUGCGCGGACGGGGCAAAUGUUGCCGACUUUCUGACAGGCGUAACUGUCCCAACCGAGCGUCAAAUCCGGCCUGGCUACGAACAUCGGUAUCCUCGAGACGCAUUGGCCAUUCGCAAGGCGUAUGAAGAAUCUCCCACCCACGGCAUCAUGACAAAGGAAUAUGAUUAUCCGGCUUCGCAUACAGCCAAAGAGAACACCGAAGCUUUCCAACGGACCAUCGACUUGGAAAGACACGCCAGCCUUCCGAAACAGAGCAGCCUGACAACCAGUUUCCCCAACCAAGUUCGCGCAUGCGUUCUGCGUCAGUACCAAAUUCUGUGGGGUGAUAAAUCGACCUUUAUUAUCAAACAGGUAUCAACUUUGGUCCAGGCUCUAGUUGCAGGGUCACUCUUCUACAACGCGUCUCCCGACUCCUCCGGGCUGUUUAUCAAGGGAGGAGCUCUCUUUUUCUCUCUUUUGUUCAACUCUUUGAUGUCAAUGUCAGAGGUUGUUGACUCCUUCACUGGUCGCCCUGUGCUGUUGAAGCAUAAAUCCUUUGCUUUAUUUCACCCAUCCGCUUUCUGCAUCGCUCAAAUAGCUGCAGAUAUUCCAGUCAUUAUUUUCCAGAUCAGCAUCUUUUCCAUAGUCAUCUAUUUCAUGGUGGGCUUGACCAUGUCCGCAUCUGCUUUUUUCACAUAUUGGAUUGUCCUUUUCGCAGGCACUAUGUGCAUGACGGCGAUGUUUCGCGCAGUCGGCGCUGCCUUUGAUUCUUUUGAUGCAGCUUCGAAAGUCUCGGGAUUUUUGAUUUCUGCGUUGGUCAUGUACACAGGCUACAUGAUCCAGAAGCCCAAAAUGCACCCAUGGUUCGUCUGGAUCUUCUGGAUCGAUCCGCUAUCAUACGCCUUCGAAAGCCUGAUGGGAACGGAAUUCCAUGGCAAGACAAUUGAUUGUGUUGCCAAUAAUUUGGUUCCGAACGGCCCUGGAUACAAUGAUUCGACUUAUCAAUCCUGCGCUGGUGUAGGUGGUGCGCCAACAGGCGCAGUCUCCCUGACAGGAGAUCAGUACCUGGCAUCUCUGAGCUACAACCAUUCGCACGUCUGGCGAAACCUCGGCAUCGUCUUUGCGUGGUGGGCUCUCUUUGUCGCCAUCACUGUCGUGUCAACAUCGCGCUGGCGCGACAGAUCCAACGGCGCAUCGCUUCUCAUACCACGCGAACGGCUAGCUGUCCACAAGAAGUUCAACUCAGACGAAGAAUCUCAACUCAAGGCCACUCAGCCCGUUUUAGAGGCGGACAAAAAGGAGUCCACCGAAGGGUCCGGCCUAGCCGACAAGCAGCUCAUUCGAAACACGUCGAUUUUCACCUGGAAAAAUCUCUCCUAUACUGUCAGCACGCCUUCCGGCGAUCGUGUUCUUCUUGACAACAUUUACGGAUGGGUCAAACCAGGGAUGCUUGGGGCACUGAUGGGCUCGUCUGGUGCAGGGAAGACGACUCUACUUGAUGUCCUAGCACAGCGCAAGACCGAAGGUACCAUUCGUGGCUCAAUCAUGGUUGAUGGACGGCCUCUUCCUGUGUCUUUUCAGCGAUCUGCUGGCUAUUGUGAGCAACUUGAUGUUCAUGAACCGUUUGCAACAGUCAGGGAGGCCCUCGAGUUCUCAGCGCUUCUCCGUCAGCCAAGAGAUAUUCCUGAAAAAGACAAACUUGCGUAUGUUGACACAAUAAUCGACCUUCUUGAGCUUCAUGACAUCGCGAAUACGUUGGUUGGCAAGGUAGGGGCUGGUUUGAAUGUCGAACAGAGGAAGCGAGUUACUAUCGGCGUUGAGUUGGUCUCCAAGCCAAGCAUCCUUAUCUUCCUCGAUGAGCCAACAUCUGGGCUUGACGGUCAAUCCGCCUAUAAUACAGUCAGAUUCCUCCGAAAGCUCGCGGACGUAGGCCAGGCUGUUCUGGUCACCAUUCAUCAGCCCUCAGCACAGCUAUUCUCCCAAUUCGAUACUCUGUUAUUACUUGCGCGCGGAGGCAAGAUGGUCUACUUUGGAGAUAUUGGAACUGGUGGGCAGACCGUCAAGGAUUAUUUCGGCCGUUACGGAGCACCGUGCCUACCUGGAGUCAACCCGGCAGAGUAUAUGAUCGAUGUUGUUUCUGGACAGCUGUCUCAGGGCAAGGACUGGAACAAAACAUGGUUGAACUCCCCUGAACAUGCGCGCAGACACGCCGAGCUUGAGGAACUCAUCGCCGACGCUGCAAGCAAAGAACCUGGAACCAAGGACGAUGGGAACGAGUUCGCCAUGCCGAUUUGGGCGCAAACCAAAAUCGUCACCAAACGAAUGAAUACUGCGCUCUACCGGAAUACCGACUACAUCAACAAUAAGCUGAUGCUGCAUGUCUUUUCCGCGCUUUUCAACGGCUUCUCGUUCUGGAUGGUCGGCGAUUCGGUGAAUGACCUUCAGCUACGCUUGUUCACCAUCUUCAACUUUGUGUUUGUCGCAGCGGGCGUGAUUAACCAGCUCCAGCCUCUUUUCAUCGAGAGACGCGACAUCUACGACACUCGUGAAAAGAAGUCGAGGAUGUAUUCGUGGAAAGCCUUUGUUACUGCGCUUAUUGUGUCGGAGUUCCCGUAUCUAUGUGUCUGUGGUAUUCUCUAUUUUGUUUGCUGGUACUACACUGUUGGAUUCACAUCUGCUUCGAACAAAGCAGGCGCCACCUUUUUCGUCAUGUUGAUGUAUGAAUUCCUCUACACUGGAAUCGGCCAGUUCAUUGCGGCCUAUGCACCCAACGCAGUGUUUGCAUCCCUUGCCAACCCAUUGCUUCUUGGUGUUCUGGUGUCUUUCUGCGGCGUGAUGGUUCCCUACGCCGCAAUUCAGCCGUUCUGGCGGUACUGGAUGUAUUAUCUGAAUCCAUUCAAUUAUCUCAUGGGAAGCAUGCUUGUCUUCGACAUUUUCGACACGACCGUUACAUGCAGCGAUGGGGAAUUUGCGAAAUUUGAUCCCCCUGCAGGCCAGACAUGUGCAGACUAUCUGGCUUCAUUUUUGGAGGGAAUGGGAUCUCGGUCAAACCUUGUCAAUCCAGACGCCACAAGUGAGUGCAGAGUCUGUGAGUACAGAACUGGGGCCGACUAUCUCUAUACCAUCAACCUGAAAGACUACUACUACGGUUGGAGAAACACUGCGAUUGUGGUCAUCUUCGUCUUCAGCUCCUACGCGCUGGUCUACCUGAUGAUGAAACUUCGGACCAAGGCAUCGAAGAAGGCUGAGUAA